This is a messenger RNA of Lathyrus oleraceus (garden pea), 585 nucleotides long. RefSeq names its product signal peptidase complex subunit 1. NCBI's taxonomy places the organism in Eukaryota, Viridiplantae, Streptophyta, Magnoliopsida, Fabales, Fabaceae. Gene Ontology annotation, biological process: protein targeting to ER. The transcript is spliced from 2 exons. Gene Ontology annotation, cellular component: membrane; signal peptidase complex. The coding region runs from base 81 to 362 and encodes 93 amino acids. The record is from RefSeq and is a predicted model, not a curated record.
AGCUUAGUUCAAAAUACCGCCUCAUUUCGCACUAACAACUCUCGCCCCCUUCUUCCUCACCCCGAUUCAACAACUUUCAGAUGGAUUGGGAAGGGCAAAAGCUAGCAGAGCAACUGAUGCAGAUAAUGCUGCUUGCAUUUGCUGUGAUUGCAUUUGGAGCUGGAUAUUUCCUGGCUUCUUUCCAAACAAUGAUUCUCACAUAUGCUGGCGGUGUAGUUCUCACCACAUUAGUUACUCUUCCGAAUUGGCCAUUCUUCAACAACCAUCCUCUUAAGUGGUUGGACCCAAGUGAGGCGGAGAAGCAUCCGAAGCCACAACCAUCUGUGAGUGUAACUGCAAAAAAGAAGUCCGUCAAAAAGUAGGUUUGUUUUUCUUUUUGCUUAUGUUUGGACUAGCUUUUCUCUGAAGUUGAUCUUUUGAUCUUUGACAGAAAUUUGCAUUUCUUUGAAGUAUGUUUGGCUGUAACUCUAAAACAACAAUUUAGACAACUAGUUUUUAUUUGCAAAUUACAAAAUGAAUCAGUGUGUAUCUAUAACUUUGUGGAGGCUGCCUGAAAUAAUUUGGAAUGGAUAUAUUUGACUACAA